Messenger RNA from Melitaea cinxia (Glanville fritillary), 3437 nucleotides. RefSeq names its product ATP-dependent RNA helicase dbp2-like. The record is from RefSeq and is a predicted model, not a curated record. The coding region runs from base 178 to 3114 and encodes 978 amino acids. Lineage: Eukaryota; Metazoa; Arthropoda; Insecta; Lepidoptera; Nymphalidae. Gene Ontology annotation, molecular function: ATP binding; RNA binding; RNA helicase activity. The transcript has 7 exons. Gene Ontology annotation, cellular component: cytoplasm; nucleus; ribonucleoprotein complex.
UACAGCGUUAUCGCCGCGGGCCGCCAUUUUGAUCUUUUCAUGUGGUCAAUCUGUAGUGAAACGCGUUCUUAAUCUUAGUUUAUUAUUUAAAAAUAUUCUUCUGAGUAAAGUGAUUACCUUGUAUCAGCAAGUUUUGCGACUGCAUUUGCUAUCUGAAAAAUAAUAUAAUUUGCAAUUAUGGGACGUGGAAGAGAUCGGAGCAGGGAUAGACGUCGCAGUCGAACUAGAAGCAGAAGCAGGAGUCGCAGUCGUAGUCCGCGCUAUGGCUUGGGGUCAGGCGGCGGUGGCGGUGGUUAUGGCGGAGGGGGACGUAGGAGCAACCCCGGUGCUAAUCUUCGCAAACCUAAAUGGGAUUUAAGUCGAUUAAAACCAUUCAAGAAAGAUUUUUACGUACCACACAAUGAUGUAGAAAACAGAUCAGAAUCUGAAGUUGAAGCUUGGAGAAGUGAAAACGAAAUCACAUUAAAAGGCCGUAACAUACCGAAACCGACCUUAACAUUUGAUGAAGCUGGUUUUCCUGAUUAUGUUAUGGAUGAAAUUGAUAAAAUGGGAUUUUCAAAACCGACUCCAAUUCAAGCUCAAGGUUGGCCAAUUGCAUUAAGUGGCUAUGAUAUGGUUGGCAUCGCUUCUACAGGUUCAGGAAAGACUCUUUCAUACAUAUUGCCAGCCAUUGUACACAUAAAUAACCAGCCUAAGUCGAGCAGGGGUGAUGGACCUAUAGCAUUAGUUUUGGCUCCAACACGAGAACUCGCUCAACAAAUCCAAGAAGUUUGUGAUAAGUUUGCUAAUACAUCAAAAAUUCAUAAUACCUGUUUGUUUGGAGGGGCUCCUAAAGGACCACAAGCUAGGGAUUUAGAUGCUGGUGUUGAAAUAGUAAUAGCAACACCUGGCCGUUUGUUAGAUUUUUUGGAGAGUGGUCGAACAAACCUUAAGAGGUGUACUUAUUUGGUAUUGGAUGAAGCUGACAGAAUGUUAGAUAUGGGUUUUGAACCACAAAUCAGAAAAAUAAUAGAACAAAUCAGGCCGGACAGACAGACUCUUAUGUGGUCUGCUACUUGGCCUAGGGAAGUUCAAAGCUUAGCAUCAGAAUUUUUAAAAGACUAUUUGCAAAUUAACGUAGGAUCAUUGCAGUUGGCUGCAAAUCAUAAUAUUUUGCAGAUUAUAGAUGUUUGUAUGGAAUAUGAAAAAGAAACGAAAUUGAGUACAUUAUUAAAAGAAAUAAUGGCAGAGAAAGAAAAUAAAACUAUAAUAUUCAUUGAAACAAAACGAAGAGUAGAUGACAUAACAAGAAAAAUGAAAAGAGAUGGGUGGCCAGCUGUUUGUAUUCAUGGUGACAAAUCUCAAAAUGAACGUGACUGGGUAUUGCAAGAUUUUCGCAGUGGAAAGGCUCCUAUACUUGUAGCGACAGAUGUGGCUGCAAGAGGGUUAGAUGUUGAUGACGUGAAAUUUGUUAUAAAUUUUGAUUAUCCCAGUAAUUCCGAAGAUUAUGUUCACCGAAUUGGUAGAACAGGAAGAACUAACAAAACUGGAACUGCAUAUACUUUCUUUACACCUUCCAAUGCUGCUAAGGCCGCAGAUCUUGUUUCUGUCUUAAAAGAAGCCAAACAAGUUGUGAAUCCAAAACUGCAAGAAUUAGCUGAACGCGGCGGUGGUGGUGGCAGAAGACACCGCGGUCGCGGUGGCAGGUAUCGUAGAGGACGUCGCUCAAGAUCUCGAUCUCGAUCUCGCGACCGACGUCGUCGGUCAAGAACACGUUCACGAUCUCGGGAUCGUCGUCGUCGCAGACACAGCUCAUCCAGAUCCUCACGCAGCAGAUCGUCGAGAUCUUCGAGAAGUCACUCGCGCUCACGUUCCCGUUCACGUAGCCGAUCUCGAUCAGGCAAGUGCAGCCCACAGAAGGACGGUUCUAAUAAUGGACCCCAGCCUGCGCCUCAGGCUCUACUACCGACGCCCAAACCACUUUUGCCCACACCUAUUGGUCCGCAGUUACCCCCUUCUCAUUUUGAGAAACCUAAUGGAAAAGCUUCCUCAACACCGCCAGUUCGAAGUAAUGAGACACAACCUAGUGAUACCAACUUUUCUCCUAAAGACAAUCAUUUAAUUAAUGUUAAUAAUCACAUAAACAAUGAUACCAAUUUACAGCAGCAACAGCAACAGCAGUCAAAUUCUAUUCCGCCUUUAAUGGCUAUAAAUCCUCAAAUGACUAUGUGUGUUCCUCCUCCAAUGAACGGGCAAGGCUUUAUGAUGCCUCCAUACUUUCCUAGUGAUCAAUAUGGAAUGAUGAUGCCAUCCUUUCCUCCCAAUACUAUGCUCAAUACGGCCGGCUGGGGAGCAGCUCCCCCGCCUCCUCCACCUCCUCCUCCCUCAGAGUCAAGUGGUGGGUUUCAAAACAAUUAUGACAAUGGACAAAGUGGCUCAGGGCAUAGUCGCCUAGAGUCGGAUUCCAGAAAACGUGGAAGUCGCUCUGGUGGCCUCGGAAGUUCGGGCUCAAUGGGCUUGGGCUCUGGCGGCCUGGGGUCAGACGGAGGCAUCGGAUCCGGCAGCGGUGGCCUGGGCUCCGCCGACGGCUAUGGUGGGAGCCUGGGUUUUGGUGGCCUAGGCUCCGGUGGCGGCCUCGGCUCCGAUGAGAGCCAGAGUGGCUCUCGUUCGCGAGGCGGCCGCGACCGGCGUCGUCGAGGAAGAGGACGGGAUCACGAUGACUACAACUCGGAUAAUCCGAGUGGUGGUCUCGGGUCAUACGGCUCUGGCGGCCUGGAAGGCGGCCUGGGCCAGACAUCUGGCGGAUUAGCUUCUGGCGGUCUCAGCGUACCCCAUGGGAGCCUCUUGCCGCGCAUGCUGCCGCAGAACGUCGGAGACUUCGGUGAACAGCAGAAUGCAAACUUUACAGCAUUUGGUUCAUAUGGACCAAAAAAUAAUAAAAGAAAUCAAAUAGAUAGUGAUGGGGGUAAUUACGAUUGUAGUAAUAUGAAUAGUGUUGAUUAUUACGGCCAUCAAAAUAUGGGACCUGGCCGACCUUUCACAUCUAGCAUGGAUCCGGUUAUGUUUAAUGGUGCGCCGGCUAAUGGCUCCAUGGGGUACAGAAAUGACCGCCAGGGCAAUCGCCAGCGACGGUGAAUAAGAUCGAGAGAACGGCUAUAAUGGUGAUUCUCGUCGACGUAGGAGGCGAUAAAUGCUGAAAAUCGUCAGCGUUAAAAGAACAAGUGUAAUAAAUUUAAGGAAUUGCUAUUUUCAUUCCAUGUGCAAUUUGACAGCACUGAUUUGAUUUUAAUUUUGAUAAAAAGUAACAUUUUUAAAUAAUACGAAAAUAACAUAUAUAUAAAAUUCACAGUAACUGCUUAAACUAGAAUUAAGAAUACAUUGGUAUAUUUAAGUUCAUUAUAAACAACAUUGUAGGUUAUGUCUUUUUAACCGACCUCAAUAAAAGAGAAGGUUCUCAA